AUGUUAAAAAUCAUUAAGUUGAGUUAGAUAGCAUUCAAUAGAAGAUCAACUUUAUUUUUAGGAGGGAUGACUUGCGUAAGUCUUUAUUAUGCAGGUUAUCAAAGGUUUAAGAAAGCAUAGUUUUCUUCUCUCUAUGAAAAUCUAGAAUUAAAAUAAGUAUUAGAAUUUAUUAAUUUAAGGAUUAUUAAUAAGAAUAUUUAAAGGGUCAUUCUAAUAUUGUAAGAGGAUUUUGGAAUAAGGUGAUUUAUUAUGGAAAAUUGUAAUUUAGAUUUCUAUAAUUGAUCUUAACUUUUACUCCUCUUAUAUUAUUUUUUCCUUUGGCCCUACUUUUCAAAUCAUGGUUGUAUAAGUAUUGGCUGAGAUUAUUAAUUAAGACAUUAGAGAUAGUAAGUUCUUAUUAUAUAAGGCUGGUCCAUUAUGGAUGAAAUUGGGAUAAUGGGCAAGUCAUAGAGGAGAUGUAUUUGGCUAUGAAGUUACUUAAGAGUUAAGUAAAUUAAGAGAUUCAGCUACACCUCAUAUCUACUAAUAUACAAAAAAAUCUUUUGAAGAAGAAUUCAAAUAAAAGAUUGAAGAUGUUUUCGAUAGUUUUGAUAAAAAUCCAAUAGCAUCAGGAUCAAUUGGUUAAGUUCAUAUUGCAUACAAAAAUGGUGUAAAAUAUGCAGUAAAAGUUAGACAUCCUAAAAUAGUGGAGAAGCUUGAGUUAGAUUUAACUAUUUUAUAUGUUAUAUCAAAUAUUUUAAGCUCGACUCAACAGAUAUUUAGAAGAUUGGCUAUGCCAGUUACUUUUCAAGAAUUUAGUGUAACUUUAAUGAAUUAAGCAGAUCUUUCAUUUGAAGCUAAGAAUCUUCAAAUAUUUGAACAAAAAUUUAAAGAUUCAAAAAAUGUUAUCUUUCCUAAAAUACUCAAAUAAUAUAUAUCUAAAAGUGUAAUUGUUGAAACAUUUGAAGAAGGUGUAUCUUUGUCUGAAUUUAUGAAAUUGGAAAGAACUAGAGAACAUAGAGUAGCAGCUAAUUUAGGAUUAAAAGCAUUUUAUAAAAUGUUAAUCUAUGAUAAUUUUAUACAUGCAGAUCUUCAUUCAGGCAACAUUUUAGUAAGAAUUAAAGAUAACAAUACAUCGAAAUUUGAUUAAUUUAAAAAUAUGAUAGAGGAGGGAUUUUAUGAUUUAGUUGAGGAUGCGGCAGAAUUAAUUGUACCUCUGUUUGAGAGAUUCAUUUUAAAGAAAUCAGUAAAGGUAAUUAAUAUAAUAAAUAUAAUGAAAAUAGGUUUCAAUAUUGGAGAGAGAGAAAAUAUUUGAUGAAUAGUAAUUUUGGAAUUUCUUAAGGUAGACAGAUUACAAUUAAAAAAGUUUAGAUUUAGUAUUUAUAGAUCCAGGAAUGGUUACAAUAUUGAAUUAAAAUGAUAGAAUAAAUUUUAUAAAAAUCAUAAUGUUUGUGGCUUUAAGAUAACCAAAAGAAUGCGGAUAAUUAAUGUUAAGUUUGGCAUCAUAUAAUACAUAGUUGAAAGAUGAAAAGAAGUAAAAGUUUUUGAAAGACAUAGAGGAUUUAUUUGGUGAGGUUUGUAAUGCACCAUUAGCAAAAAUGGAUUUAGGUUUAAUAUUUAAGGGAAUGCUUGAGAUAUUAAGAUCAAAUGGUCUUGCAAUAGAAGGUCAUUUUGCAACACUUUUAACAAAUAUGAUGAUAUUAGAGGGUAUAGGAAAAGAAUUGGAUCCAAAGAUUAAUAUAGUAUCUAAGGCAGCAUCAUUUCUUCUUUAGAUAAGAACAAUUGAUAGUACAAUAAAUGAAUUAAUGAAUAUAUCAUAAUGA
Paramecium sonneborni is the source of this 1802-nucleotide messenger RNA. NCBI's taxonomy places the organism in Eukaryota, Ciliophora, Oligohymenophorea, Peniculida, Parameciidae. The record is from the annotation of a GenBank genome assembly.